AAGAAAGCGGACGAGAGAUAGAAAAUGGCGACGACGAGAGGAGAAGGCUCUUUUGUUCCCAGCCUCCGAACUUUGAGCUACUACGCUGUGAUGCUAGGACUCUGUCUUGGCCUGCCAAGCUCGGCUGCUUCUCGGUGCAAGAGGAAGCCCGUCAUCUUCAACUUCGGCGACUCGAACUCGGACACCGGCGGCUUCUCGGCGGGGCUUGGGAUCAACUUCACGUUGCCUGCCGGGCGCGCCUUCUUUCACGAGGCCACAGGCCGGCUGUGCGAUGGGCGGUUGACCAUUGAUUUCCUCUGUGAGAGCCUGAACACAAGCUUCUUGAGCCCAUACUUGGAAUCGUUGGGCCCAAAUUUCAGCAACGGCGCCAACUUCGCCGUGGCCGGCGCGGCCACCAUCCCUCGCUACCAACCGUUUAGCUUGGGCGUCCAACUCCGCCAGUUCCUCCUGUUCCGAUCUCGCUCACCGUUGCUUCUCUCAAGAGGCCACGCAAAUCUGGUUGGCGAGGACGGCUUUGCCGACGCUCUCUACACCAUUGACAUCGGCCAAAACGACCUUGUGAUUCAGUUCACUACCCUUCCGUAUUCUCAAGUCAUCGGGAACAUCUCGGUCUUCGUGGAAGAAAUUAGAUUCGCCAUAUGGAGCAUAUACCAAAGCGGAGGGAAGAAUUUCUGGGUGCACAACACCGGGCCAUUGGGCUGUCUGCCUAACAUAUUGGUCACCACCGCCCAUGAUGCAAGCGACAUCGAUGAGCUCGGAUGCCUCCGAUCUCACAAUGAUGCCGCUCGAGAAUUCAAUCGGCGAUUGCAAUCCCUUUGCGAAGAAUUGAGGUGUCGGAUGAAGAAUGCCACGAUCGUGUACAUUGACGUCUUCGCGAUCAAAUACGAUCUCAUUGCCAAUCACGUUGAACACGGAUUUGAGAACCCAUUAAUGGCAUGCUGUGGCAACGGUGGGCCGCCGUACAACUACAAUCCCAACAUUACUUGUGGCCGGAGCGGCUACACCGUGUGCAAUGAGGCGUCACGUCACGUGAGUUGGGAUGGCGUCCACUACACUGAGGCGGCCAAUUCCUUCGUGGCCACUCGAAUACUCUCCUCUAAUUACUCCACCCCUCCCGUUGCUUUUGAUUUCUUUUGUAACGUUUAAUUUCACCUGAAGAUUUCGGGAGUUUUUGCUGAUUUUUGCUUAUUUGAUUACUUACAAAAGAUCUCAACUUCGUUUGGGACUUUUUUUUGCAAUUUUUUUUUUCCAUAUUUAAUUAGAACUGGCCCAGUUUGUUAAGAGGCAACAGCAACUGCUCAGCUGAUUAAA
This is a messenger RNA of Eucalyptus grandis, 1311 nucleotides long. Its product is annotated as GDSL esterase/lipase At1g09390. The transcript is spliced from 5 exons. The record is from RefSeq and is a predicted model, not a curated record. Gene Ontology annotation, molecular function: hydrolase activity, acting on ester bonds. Bases 25 to 1146 code for a protein of 373 amino acids. Lineage: Eukaryota; Viridiplantae; Streptophyta; Magnoliopsida; Myrtales; Myrtaceae.